AAGGGAAGGCCGUGGAGGGGAGGAGGCAGGGUCACCAGGGCUCCUGCAGCACAAACUGCACCCAGACAGCCAGGGGACCUGAAGGCUGGAUUCUUCGGUCCCUUCAUAGGUUCUAAGAAGACAGGACCUGGCAGCCUGAGGCCCGGGGAGAGUGGCGGGGAGACCCAAGGCCCUGUGCGGUGGCCAGCGCUCCAGCCUGGACUUUGCCUCUGGGCAGCCCCAGCCACACCCUCACCGCAACCCAGGCCUUUCCUGAAACACCCAGGACCACAGCCUGGGGAGCUGGAGAGCCCCUCUGCCUCCCCUGCAGAGCCCGCCAUGUGGGGCUACCUGACCCUGCUGCCUGCCUUCCUGGCCCUCUGGGCUACCAUGGGCAUCUGGAUUGUUUUUGCCAUUGCAGUGGCCAACAGGACUGUGAACCUCAGCGAAGGCUUUCCCUACAUAAGUAUUUGUGGAUCGUACCCCCCUCAGAGCUGCAUCUUUGGCCAGUUGCUCAAUAUAGGAGCUGCCAUGGCCACCUGGAUCUGCAUUGUCCGUUACCACCAGCUCCGGGACUGGGGGGUCAGAAAGUCGCCUAACCAGCUGAUCCUGUGGACGGGUCUCUUCUCUGCACUGGGCACCUCUGUGGUGGCCAAUUUCCAGGAAAAGAACCAGAAGCCCACACACCUGGUAGGGGCCUUUCUUGCCUUCAUCUUGGGCAACCUCUACUUCUGGCUGCAGCUCCUUCUCCGGUGGCGGAUGAAGAGCCUGCCCCAGCCCGGGGGCCCCUGGCUUGGCCUCCUCCGCCUGGCCCUCUGCUGUCUCUGCACCGUCCUCAUCGUGGCCAUGAUCGUCCUCCACUCCUGGAAGCUGCGUUCCGCCUCUGCCGUCUGCGAGUGGGCCACGGCCAUGCUGCUGUUCGGGCUCUUCGGACUCUUGUCUGUUGACUUCUCUGUCCUGGACAGCUGCACCCUGUGUCUUCAGCCGCGGCCCAGCCUCAGCCCACAGCCCAGCCUCAGCCCACUGCCGGCCUCCCCCAUCUCCCUGCCCGUCCAGCUGUCCCAGGCGUCCUGACCCAGGUUUCACGUCACCAGCGGAAGAAGAUGGGGCCAAUGCUCAUUCCCCCCACAUCCCACUGGAUGAACCACUGGGGACCUCUGGCCAGGAGCAGGAGGCGCUGACCAUUCCCGUCCUGGAGCCUAGCGGACAUGUGGCCGGGCGUGGAGGGACCCUGCACAGCUGGUCACAGCCAGCACCUCUGCACCCACCUGUCCCCGCCAUCUGGCCCUGCCCCUGCGAUGGGAGCACCCAGGAAGCAAGAGGCCGAGGUCAACCAGCGUCCCUGAUCAAGGCUAUUUAUUAUUAUUAUUAUCUUUUUUUUUUUUUUUUUUUUUGCCGCCGGC
Microcebus murinus (gray mouse lemur) is the source of this 1382-nucleotide messenger RNA. The record is from RefSeq and is a predicted model, not a curated record. Lineage: Eukaryota; Metazoa; Chordata; Mammalia; Primates; Cheirogaleidae.